CAAAGCGUGCAGAAUGCCCCACAAGAUUGGAUUUGUAGUUGUCAGCUCAUCCGGACACGAAGACGGCUUCAGUGCCCGGGAACUCAUGAUUCACGCGCCGACCGUCAGUGGGUGGAGGUCACCAAGAUUUUGCCAGUUUCCACAAGAAAUUGUUCUUCAAAUGGUGGAGAGAUGUCGAAUAAGAAAACUACAGUUGCUUGCUCACCAAUAUAUGAUUGCAAGUAAAAUUGAGUUCUACAUUAGCGAAAGCUUGCCUGAGUAUUUUGUACCAUAUCAAGGAGAGCGGUUUCGAAGACUUGGGUAUGUGUCUCUCUGUGAUAACGAAAAGACGGGUUGCAAAGCCCGGGAACUAAAAUCAGUUUAUGUAGAUGCAGUCGGGCAAUUUCUUAAACUGAUUUUUCACCAAAACCAUGUCAACAAAUACAACAUAUACAAUCAGGUUGCUUUGGUUGCGAUAAACAUCAUUGGAGACCCUGCAGAUUUCAGUGAUGAAAGCAAUAUUACCUCUAGAGAGAAGCUGCUUGACCAUUAUCUUGGGCAGAACACAGAGGAUCCGGCUCUAGAAGGAACUUAUGCUGGGAAACCUGACUAUAUCUCUCCACUAGAUGACUUAGCUUUCGAUAUGUACCAAGAUCCAGAAGUUGCACAGAUUAUACGCAAAUUAGAUGAAAGAAAACGCGAAGCCGUCCAAAAGGAGCGCUAUGAUUAUGCCAAGAAACUAAAACAAGCUAUUGCCGAUUUGCAAAAGGUUGGUGAGCGUCUUGGGAGGUACGAGGUAGAAAAGCGCUGUGCCGUGGAGAAAGAAGACUACGAUCUUGCCAAAGAGAAGAAGCAGCAGAUGGAGCAGUACCGCGCUGAGGUAUAUGCGCAGCUGGAGCUGCACAGCCUCAUGGACGCCGAGCUGAUGCGAAGACCUUUUGAUUUACCCCCGCAGCCCCUCGUUCCUUCUGGCAGUCCUCGCCACCGAAAGCCAGUGCCCUCGCUCCCACAGCUGGAAGAAAGAGGAACAGAAAACCGGUUUGCAGAGCCUUUCCUUCAGGAAAAGGCUUCGUCGUGUUCUGUAACCAUUUCUCCUCAGCAUUCUCUAGCAGACCAGUUACUGCCUGCCACAGACCCUCAUCCAAAGAUCAAUGUGGAGCCCCUUCCCUACGACGAGCGGCCCCUUCCAGCUAUUCGCAAGCAACAGGGGGAAGCGCUGGCAGAGCCAGAAAUGAGUGACGCAGACACCGGCGAUGCUCAGAGAGGGGGCGUUUCAGGGGAGCCGGAGCCCUUAACAGAGAAGGCCUUGAGAGAAGCCAGCACUGCCAUCGAAGUGUUAGGCGAAACCUUGGUUGCCGGGGCCUAUUCCAAGGUAUGGUCCUAUCGAGAGGACGCGCUGCUCACUUUGUACCAGAAGCUGAUGGAGAUGCCUGUUGGAACACCAAAAGAAGAUCUAAAGAACACACUGAGAGCGUCCAUCUUUGUCAUCAGAAAAGCCAUAAAGGACAUUGUGAGCCCAGUCUUUCAGGCUUCUUUGAAGUUGUUGAAAAUGAUCAUUACACAGUACAUCCCUAAACACAGGCUGAGCAAACUUGAGACCACUCACUGUGUGGAGAGGACCGUCCCGCUUUUGCUCUCCAGGACUGGGGAUUCUUCUGCCCGCCUCCGAAUCAUGGCUUUGAAUUUCAUUCAGGAAAUGGCUUUGUUUAAGGAAGUGAAGUGUCUCCAGAUCAUUCCGUCUUACCUGGUGCAGCCACUGAAGGCAAACUCUUCGGUCCAUCUGGCAAUGAGUCAGGUGGACCUCCUGGCCCGGCUGCUCAAAGACCUGGGCACCAGGAGCUCCGGCCUCACUGUCGAGAACGUGAUGAAGUUUUCAGUGAGUGCCCUGGAGCAUAGAGUGUAUGAGGUUCGAGAAACAGCGGUUAGAAUUAUUUUGGACAUGUAUAAACAGCACCAGACUUUUAUUCUAGAAUACCUUCCUCCCGAUGACAGCAACACACGCAAGAAUGUUCUCUACAAAACAAUUUUUGAGGGAUUUGCUAAAAUAGAUGGCAGACCUACAGAUGCUGAAAUUAGGGCGCAGAAAAAAGCAGCUACAGAAGAAGCAGAAAAACAAAGGAAAGAAGAAAUAAAAGCUUUGCAAGAGCAGCUGGCAGCGCUGAAAGAAAUUCAGGCUGAAGUCCAGGAAAAAGAAAGCGACGCUGUGAAGCCAAAGAAUCAGGACGCUCAAGGACGGAGAGCGGCCCCGCCCGAAGCUCUGGAGGUCCCAGACAACCACUACUUGGAUAAUUUGUGUAUUUUCUGUGGGGAAAGGAGCGAAUCCUUCACAGAGGAAGGCCUGGACCUGCACUACUGGAAGCACUGUCUCAUGCUGGCCAGAUGUGACCACUGCAAACAGGUGGUCGAGAUUUCCAGCCUAACGGAGCACCUGCUGACAGAAUGUGACAAAAAAGACAGGUUUGGGAAGUGCUAUCGCUGCAGCGAGGCUGUUCUGAAGGAAGAGCUGCCCAGACACAUAAAAAUCAAGGACUGCAACCCAGCCAAGUCAGAGAAGCUGGCAAACCGAUGUCCUCUGUGCCAUGAGAAUUUCACACCUGGAGAAGAGGCGUGGAAAGCUCACCUGAUGGGCGCUGCUGGCUGCACGAUGAACCUGCGCAAGACACACGUUCUGCAGAAGGCCCAGGCGCUGCAGCCAGGGAAAGGCCCAGCCGUGGCCAAAUCAGGCACCUCAGGAUGGAAGGUGGGAAGCAAGAUCCCGACCCCAAGGGGAGGCCUGAGUAAAAGCUCUGGCAGGACGUACACAAAGCGAUGACACGACAGCCAUUCCGUCUCUCUCCAGGGGACUGGGCGAGUCUCCGGAUCCUGAACCAUUUCUCCUAACCACUCUCUUCGGCCGUGGCGACCCAUACCCUGGCUACACUGCCCCCGGCCCCCAGCCACGCGCAACCUCGUGCGUGUCACGUCCUGCCAGCUCUCAUGCAGAGGACGUGUGUGAAACUGACCAAAGAGCCUGUGCCCCGGAGCCAGGACCUGCCCACACUGUGUGCCGAGCUUUCAGGUUGACCAUCUCAGGCCUCCAUCAGAAACAGAAGAGUAACCGCUGUUUGGAGAGAGCCAGACGUCACUGCGCGGGAGGCGCCACAGCGGCCCCCAGGCGGGCCAGCACACGCGCGGCAUCCGCUCUCCUUGCUUGCUCGGAGCAAUUUCCAUAAAAAAUUUACCAUAAACCUUUUGCAUAUUGGUCUCUGUCCCACGUGGUAGACUUUCUGCAGGGCUGUGGCUCAGCUGGGCAGUGUCCCAGGAGAGUGACGGCGUGCACAGGCGUCUAACCGUGCCACCUUCUCCCUGCGGGCCCUGCCUGCCAGGCUUUCAGCCGCAUACACUAGUCACGGGGGCGGGGUUCCAGUAUCUGUAGAACUCACGUCUCCACGGUCACGAGAAGUAAAGGUACAAAAGAAAAUCUAAAAAAGUAGUAACUGAGAAUUGGUCCCACUUGCUCGAUGCUUCUUAAAUAGCACUGUCUCUGCCACAGACGCUGCCCCCACCUGACCCCAGCUCUGCGGUCCCCACCUAGAACUGAGGUUGACACCGAUGUAGGCCCGUGUCAUGCCUUUGCUCAGAGGUGCUUCAGAUUCUCCACACUUUUGAAUUCCUGAAGGAAAACACUGUUAAGUGACCCGAUUGCCCUGUGCUCGCCUGACUGACGGCGUGUGUGGUCAGCUCCCUUCCUUACAGCCCCAUUUAGAUUCUGCGCUGGAAUGACGUCCGCUUCUGUCUGACAAGCGGAGUCUUCAGCACAAAUCCACAGGCUCAAAAUCUUUCUGGCCUGGGUCUGUCGUCUGGUCCCUUUCAAAUCCAUAGUAUAAUCGGAACUGUAAGUUGACUUUUUUCAAACAGUCCAUAGUAUGUUUAAAAUAUCAAAACUUUGCUUAAAAUGGUGAAACCAAACCUCAAGAAACAGUCCCCUAAGCAGGUCCUAACCUACCGUCCCGUCCUGUGGUCCUGUGGAAGUGAGUUUCCUCCCACUAACUUUUGUCGGACACGCGUCAUCCAGGCUGCUAGAGGGAGAGUCAGGGUCUGUCCGAAACCUGCCUGGAAACACCGUCUUUGUCCGUCACCGUCUGCUCCCCGGGUGCGGCCUACUGCAGACUAAGGGACAGUCGCUUCUCUGCUGGCCCCACCCAGCGACCAGGGCUUGUGCCUUCUUCGUGAGUGUCAGGUGGGCAGACUUUCACAAUGCCAGUCAGAAAUGUUUGGGGUUGAUGAGAUUUGUGUUAUGCAAUUAGUAUAUAAAUAUUUUUUAAUUCGCAACCAUGUGAAACAAAUGUAAACACUAACAGCUAUUUGAGCAGCAUACUCCCUGGAUAUGUUCGUAACCAUGAUUUGCAUUAAUCCAUCUUCUGUAAACCAACACCUUCUGGUAUGGUCGACUGAAAAUACCAAGUGAGAAUAAGACCAACCAGGAAAAAAA
Propithecus coquereli (Coquerel's sifaka) is the source of this 4450-nucleotide messenger RNA. It is a transcript of the gene CEP104, whose product is annotated as centrosomal protein 104kDa. The record is from RefSeq and is a predicted model, not a curated record. NCBI's taxonomy places the organism in Eukaryota, Metazoa, Chordata, Mammalia, Primates, Indriidae. The coding region runs from base 14 to 2791 and encodes 925 amino acids. The transcript is spliced from 21 exons. Gene Ontology annotation, cellular component: cilium.